Impatiens glandulifera is the source of this 1916-nucleotide messenger RNA. Its product is annotated as RNA demethylase ALKBH9B-like. Bases 111 to 1634 code for a protein of 507 amino acids. The transcript is spliced from 6 exons. Gene Ontology annotation, biological process: mRNA catabolic process. Lineage: Eukaryota; Viridiplantae; Streptophyta; Magnoliopsida; Ericales; Balsaminaceae. The record is from RefSeq and is a predicted model, not a curated record. Gene Ontology annotation, molecular function: mRNA binding; demethylase activity.
CGCCUCUCUUUACUUUUGGUGAAAUCGGGCUCAGAUCACAUAAUACUUUCGUUAUGCUGUAAUCGGGAAGACUGUGAGAGGCUUCUUCGAUUCAUCUCAUCAGAAACGUCAUGAUCAAUGAAAAAGGAGCUCCAGCGGACGAUCCAUUCUUACGGAACUACAACUCAACUGAUCUACGGGUCGCGUCGGAAUUCCUCUCAAAUUGGCUUCCUUUUCUCUCCCGAGACCUCUGCCAACAUUGUACUAAUACCCUAUCCUCUCGUAUCCGGUCACUCGGUACAGUGGAAACGUUGAACAGAGAGAAGGAUUUGUCAGCGCCUUCGGAUAAUAUUGAUUCGAAUGCAGUAGUAGACCUUGACAACUGCGACACAAAUUCACUUGGGAGUUGGAAAGAUUCUGCUGAGAUAUUAGAGGUGGUUGGUUAUACUCCUAACAUUAAUUUAUCAGAAAGCAAGAAAAAAGGGUUUGUGAGUAGUGAUUCAAGACAUAAUUUGGAGGUCUCAAGAAGUAGAAAGGUUGAUUCUAAUGGGCAUGCAGAGUCUGCCAAGGUGCGGAUGUCAUGGGCUGACAUGGCUCAGGAAGAUGAAUUUGAAGCUGAAGAGAAUGAGGAUUGCAGACAAGUGAUUAAUGGACAUUCCUCAGCUCUGGAAGCCGCCACGCCUGUUAAGGGUCAUCAAAAGACAGAGUUGUCUCGAGAUCAGAGGGAGUACAUUCGUUUUAGUAAUGUGAAGAGACAGAAGGAUUUUAUUUGUCUUGAGAGGAUUGACGGCAAGCUUGUCAACAUCCUUGAGGGUCUGGAGCUCCAUUCUGGUGUCUUCAGUGCUGCUGAACAGAAGAGGAUUGUUGACUUCAUAUACCAGCUUCAAGAUGAUGGAAAGAAAGGUGGAUUGAAAGACCGCACUUAUACUGCACCUCGGAAGUGGAAGAGGGGCAAGGGCCGUGUGACUAUUCAAUUUGGCUGUUGUUACAAUUAUGCCACAGAUAGACAUGGCAAUCGUCCGGGUAUCCUUCAGAAUGAGAUUGUAGAUCCUAUUCCUCCUCUUUUAAAAGUGAUCAUCAGAAGGCUAGUCAGAUGGCAUGUUCUUCCUCCUUCUUGUGUCCCUGAUAGUUGCAUAGUCAACAUAUAUGAUGAGGGUGACUGCAUACCACCUCACAUUGACAAUCAUGAUUUUGUGCGGCCAUUUUGUACCACUUCGUUCCUUAGUGAGUGCGAUAUUGUUUUCGGGUCCAACUUGGCUAUUGUAGGAGAUGGUGAAUUCAAUGGUACUUUUGCACUUCCCCUGCCUGUUGGCUCUGUCCUUGUUUUAAAUGGAAAUGGUGCUGAUGUGGCCAAACAUUGCGUGCCAGCUGUUCCUACGAAAAGGAUAUCAAUUACUUUCAGGAAAAUGGAUGAAUCAAAAAGGCCUGUUGGAUUUGUACCUGAACAUGAUCUUCAAGAUCUGCAACCACUAUUCUAUGAAAAUGAUAAACCGAUAAGCUCUAAUCUUCUGAAAUACAAGUCGGAGUCCACGAGCAACAAAAAAACAAACGGGAGAGAGGACAGUAAUAGAGACAGGUUCUCAGGUAAAGGCAUUCUUGGAACACCUGUCUCACAUCAGGUUCAUCGAGGGCCUUCUAAUAGGCGUAGGGGGUAAGGAUGAGUUUGGACAGUUGAAGAAUUUAGCUAUUUGUUUGUGGUCAUCAUCAUCUUUCUACUUCACUGAUUUGGUUAUUUGUUAUGUUGAGGCAAUUACAAAGCUCAACAUAUUCUACUACCUUUAUUGUAUAUUGUGCUGUUAUUGUUGAGUGAAAUUGGCUGAUCCAUUAAAGACGGAACAGCUUGAUGGGAAUGGUUUGUUUCGUGAGUAUCUAAUUUUGUUGUUUCCAUGUUAUUAGUUUUCUGAUCAAGUGUAUAAUAAAUACAUGUUUUGUCCUCU